Lactuca saligna is the source of this 312-nucleotide messenger RNA. NCBI's taxonomy places the organism in Eukaryota, Viridiplantae, Streptophyta, Magnoliopsida, Asterales, Asteraceae. The record is from the annotation of a GenBank genome assembly.
AUGAUUCUCCCGUUUUGGAUAACCGAUAACGCCCUAUUUGUGGUGGUGACAGAUCCCUUUGAGGGUUCUCGUAACAUCGUCGCUUCAGUCCCCGCCGAAACAAUAUUCAGGAUCUACAAUCAUUUAAUAAAACUCGAUAAUCUUCUAACGGAUGAGAAGGAGUUGUUGAAUUCAUUACAGAGCAGCAACCGCCUCGUCGACAUCGUGUAUGUUCUUUACUCAUCCGCCACCAUACUCUGCACCACCUUCGGUUCCGCACACACGCCUUCCCUCUCGAUCAUUCCAACGGAGACUUCUUUGUCACACACCUAG